AUGCAGAUCGAAACCGAAUUCCAGAAAUAUGGCCAGCACAUGCGCGGCUUUAAAGCGGUAGCGGUAUAUGGUGGUGUUUCUAUUGGCGGGCAGAUCCGUGAUCUCAAAAAUAAUCCCCAGGUUGUAGUGGCAACCCCAGGCCGUCUGAUCGACUUACUGGAGCGCAAAGCCCUGAAUCUGGACCAUGUUAAAUUCGUGGUACUGGAUGAGGCCGAUGAAAUGCUGAACAUGGGCUUCCGGGAAGAUAUCGAUUUCAUCCUGAAGAACACCCCUGAGCGUGAGCACACCUGGUUGUUCUCUGCCACGAUGAGUAAUGAAGUGCGUGGUAUUGCCAAGCGCUUUAUGAAGGAGUGGAAAGAA
Molecule: messenger RNA, 360 nt
Organism: Ostertagia ostertagi
Lineage: Eukaryota; Metazoa; Nematoda; Chromadorea; Rhabditida; Trichostrongylidae
Source: the annotation of a GenBank genome assembly